Molecule: messenger RNA, 1596 nt
Organism: Closterium sp. Naga37s-1
Lineage: Eukaryota; Viridiplantae; Streptophyta; Zygnematophyceae; Desmidiales; Closteriaceae
Source: the annotation of a GenBank genome assembly
AUGGAUCAUGACUCAGGCGAAAGGAAGCUGGAGAGUGCGCCAAAGUUCGACGGGAGCGACUAUUGGACUUGGAGCUUCCGAUUCGAGCAAUGGGCAGAGGCGCACGAUCUAUGGGGGUACUUUGAUGGUUCGGAGGAGCGGCCUGCAUCGGGUGACGCACGGCUAAAGUGGGAGAGGAGAAAUAAGAAGGCAUUUGCCCAAUUCUGCAAUGCCUUGGUGCCAGAUGAGUUGAUUCGCUUGGUACGGGAGUUUGGCGGCAAGACCGAGUUGGGAAACGCAUCUGUUGAUGGCGGAGCAAGAGCGGUCACCCGAGUUCCUGCAGGCACAGCAGCGGCAUACACACGAGUGAAGGAGUUCUACCUUCAGCGUGGAUUGUGUAACCGGAUGGCACUCUCUAAGGAACUCUCUUCCUUGAAGAUGAAAGAAGGGGAGGGAGUGGCUGCAUACUGGGCGCGUGCCGAGAACUUGAGGUCCAAGUACUUGGCUGCAGGAGGGAAGGAAGAGGUUGAUGAGUGGAUGAUGAGGGUACUGAAAGGACUACCUCCUCACUUUGAGAUGCUGAAGGUAGUGCUGAACAACCAAUCACCAUCGCUUACUAAGGAUCAGCUGCUUACCUCCUUGAGGAGCGAGGAGAUGCGGAUUGGUGUUGCACCAAGAUCAGAUGGUGUAGCCACUUUUGGAGCGGGUACGAAACAAUGUCCUCAUCGACCUAAGGGAGACAUUCCGGCAUUCUUAAAGCGGGGGGGUCGUGGAUCCAACGGCAAGGCACAGGUGGCGGAUAAGGAGGAGCAGGAUGACAAGGCCGAGGCAGUGGUUGGAGAGGCAGUUGCAGCAGUAGGAGAGGAGCAGCCGCGAGAGGGGUGGUGGAUUGACAGUGGGGCCAGCCACAACUUUACUCCUUAUGCAUCGGACUUCAAAAGUAAACUUCAGCCACCAGAGGUUCGGGGAGUUAGAUUGGGAGAUGGACGGGUGGUGAAAGCUGUUGGCAUGGGUGAGGUGCCAGUGGUUGGUGCUGGAGCACGGGCUGUCAUGUGUGUCUGCGUUGGGGUGGAUAUGGAGAGCAAGGGUUGGCGCAUGCUGGGCCCUUCUCUCAUGCGCAUUCGCAUUGCUCGGGAUGUUGAUUUUCUUGAGAAUGUGAUGUUGAAGGAUUGGGACAAGGCAAAGGGAUUUGGGGAGCUUCUGCAGGAUGCAGCUGCGAUUUCCCAACUCCUCCCUCUUCCACUCCCGCCACCCUCAGCACCGGCUGACGACGUUGAGAUGCCACCUUCAUCACGGCCACCGGCACCGCUGAGUGUGUCGGUGCAGCAGCAGCCCACCCCUCUGCAGCAGCUCAGUGGCCCCUCGGUCAUUCAGCGGAGAUCCGCUACACAGGCUACUUCCUCUUCCUCCUCCUCUGGUCAGCGCUCUGUCCCUCUCUCUACGGGUGCCCCUCCGUCACCAGCGACUACCUCCCCACCACCGGUUACGGGUUUGCAGGUGCUUGGUAUCCAGUCUGGUACAGGUGGUGAGGAGGUAAGGGGGGAUGCUGGUGUGGUUGAGGGCAUGCUCUAUUUGGCCAAGGAGGUGGAAGGGCCCUGCGUGGAAGGCAGGCGCUGA